GCCAGGUUGCCGGUUUGGCUUUGUAGAGGAGCUGGUCCCAGUGCUUUCGUGUGCCGCGCUGCGAGUGCUGCUGCAGGGUGCUGUGAGGGGGCCAUGGGCGACCCGGGAAGCCACGACAUGGAUGCAGUGACCUAUAAUGAUGUGCAUGUUGACUUCACCUGGGAAGAGUGGUCUUUGCUGGAUCAUUCCCAGAAGAAUCUAUACAAAGAUGUGAUGCUGGAGACCUAUAUCAACCUCACUGCUAUAGGCUACAAAUGGGAAGAUCACAAUAUUGAAGAACAUUGUCAAAGUUCUCGAAGACAUGGAAGGUAUGACAGAAAUCAUACUGAAGAGAAACCCUCUGAAUAUACUCAAUGUGUUGAAGCCUUUGCAUAUCAAAGUCAUCUUCAACGUCAUAAAAGAAUCCAUACUGGAGUGAAACCCUCUGAAGAUAUUCAAUAUGAUGAAGCCUUUGCAUGCCGUAGUCAUCUCCAAAUACAUAAAGGAACACAUACUGAAGAGAAAUCCUAUGAAUGUAAUCAGUGCAUUAAAGGAUUUGCAUGUCACAGUCAUCUUCAAAUACAUAAAAAAACACAUACUGGAGAGAAACCCUAUGAAUGCAACCAGUGUGGUAAAGCCUUUGCACGUCAAAGUUGUCUCCAAAUACAUAAAAGAAUACAUACUGGAGAGAAACCCUAUGAAUGUACUCAAUGUGGUAAAACCUUUGCACAUCCAAGUAAUCUCCAAGUACAUAAAAGAACACAUACUGGAGACAAACCCUAUGAAUGUAAUGAAUGUGGUAAAGCUUUUGUAUGUCAAAACCGUCUCCGAAUCCAUAAAAGAACACAUACAGGAGAGAAACCGUAUGAAUGUAAUCAAUGUGGUAAAGCAUUUGCAUGUCAUAGUUAUCUUCAAAUCCAUAAAAGAACACAUACUGGAGAGAAACCCUAUGAAUGUAAUCAGUGUGGUAAAGGCUUUACAUCUCCCAGUUAUCUUCAUAUUCAUGAAAGAACACAUACUGGAGAGAAACCUUAUGAAUGUAAUCAAUGUGGUAAAGGCUUUACAUGUCACAGUCAACUUCAAAAUCAUGAAAGAACACAUACUGGAGAGAAACCAUAUGAAUGUAAUCAAUGUGGUAAAGCAUUUGCAUGUCAUAGUCAUCUUCAAAUGCAUAAAAGAACACAUACUGGAGAGAAACCCUAUGAAUGUAAUCAGUGUGGUAAAGCCUUUGCACAACACAAUCAUCUUCAAAGGCAUAGAAGAACACAUACUGGAGAAAAGCCCUAUGAAUGUAAUCAAUGUGGUAAAGCCUUUGCAUCUCAAAGUAAUCUCCAAAUACAUAAAAGAACACAUACUGGAGAGAAACCAUAUGAAUGUAAUCAAUGUGGUAAAGCCUUUGCACUUCAGAGUCAUUAUCGAAGUCAUGAAAGAACACAUACUGGGGAAAAACCCUAUGAAUGUAAUCAGUGUGGUAAAGCUUUUGCACACCAGUUUCAUUAUCGAAGGCAUGAAAGAACACAUACUGGAGAGAAACCUUAUGAAUGUAGUCAUUGUGGUAAAGCUUUUGCACGUCAGUGUAGUCUCCAAAUACAUAAAAGAACACAUACUGGAGAGAAACCCUAUGAAUGUACUCAAUGUGGUAAAGCCUUCACUUGUCAAAGUAGUCUCCAAAUACAUAAAAGAUACAUACUAGAGAGAAACCCUAUGAAUGUAGUCAAUGUGGUAAAGCUUUUUCACAACACAGUAGUCUUAAAAUACAUAAAAGAACACAUGCUGGAGAUAAAUCCAAUAUAUGUAAUCAAUGUGAUAAAGCCUUUGUAUCAGAAACCUUUGAAAACAUAAGAAAAAAAUCAUACUGCGAAGAAACCACUUAAAUAUAAUCAGUGUUGCAAAGUUUUGCAAGUCAUGGUAGUCUUUAUACAAGAUUAAAAAUUUAGUGUCUAGUUUGUCUAUUAAAACCCCUGAACAUAAAAUUAGACUUUAGGAUUCUGACAAGACUCAUACUGAAGGUACUCUGAAUAUAAGUGAUUUGGUAAGAUCUUUAGCCAAUACAUUUACAUUCAGUUACGCAACAUUAUUCCGUGCUACAUUCACGGCUGUCUCGCCAGUGUAGCAGAAAUGCUGACUGGAUGGGCAAAUAUUGCCGGAAGGAUCAGGAUCCGCGCUUCUCGGUGUUGUGUCCUGGGCUGUCCCCUGGCAAUCAGUUGUGGUGUAAUGCUACCUGAGUUGCCAUUUGUACUGACCAACCUGACCUGACUGUACUUGGUGCUAUAUGUCUGUCUUUUCCCUUGUC
Messenger RNA from Myodes glareolus (Bank vole), 2272 nucleotides. RefSeq lists its product as uncharacterized. NCBI's taxonomy places the organism in Eukaryota, Metazoa, Chordata, Mammalia, Rodentia, Cricetidae. Gene Ontology annotation, biological process: regulation of DNA-templated transcription. The record is from RefSeq and is a predicted model, not a curated record.